AUGCCAUAUUACAACACUGGUUGCUCUUUGAUGGAACAACAUAAGAUUACAACGUUAAUAUUCACAAUUGCAGCAUUGUUGCUAUUAUGCACCGUGACGGCGCGGCAGUGUGGGAACUGCGGCCCGAACCCGGUCCCAUACCCGUUGAGCACAGGACCCGACUGUGGAGACCCGUUUUACAAGAUCCGGUGCACCGCAGGGACACUGUGGUUGGAUGCACUCGCCGGAUCAUCGUACACAAUCAGGUCCAUUGACCCGAUAACCCGUCGGAUCAUUAUCCGACCCGCAACCCUUGCAGGAAGCGCGUGCGUCUCCACGGACUUCCGCAGCGAAGGCAUCCACCUGAACGUGACCCUUCCUUUCAGCUUGGCUGCGAAAAACACCGUCUUGGUGUUCAACUGCACAGCCGCAGCGCCUCACGCGCCAACGAUGGACUGCUCGGUGAGCAGCCUGUGCCACAGCUACAUCAAGGACCUGCCGUAUGCAGGCGGCGCUUGCGGGCGCGUGAGCAUGUGCUGCGCGUACAGGACUUGUGGGACUCUCAAGGAGUAUGUGGUUAGGGUGCACGCGGGAGGAUGCGCGGCGUAUCAGAGUUUUGUGGAUCUGGACGGUGCGGCGGCGACGGCGGGAAAGAAGUGGCCGGAGCCUGGGGUUGGGAUCGAGUGGGUGGCACCACAGGAACCUGUUUGUAAAGGGCCAAUAGAUUGCAAUGUAUUUUUGAAUUCUAAGUGUGGAGUGGGCCCUCUUGGUGGGGUACAAAGGUGCUUUUGCAAUGCUGGAUUUAAGUGGGACCCUAUCAAUGGAUUGUGUCAAAAGUGCACAGGACAUGGUAAAGGCAGCCCCUGCAAAGUUCGUAAAAAAAAGAAAAUGCUUCUGACUGCGGUGGCUAUUUCCUUAGGAGGAAUAGUCUCUAUAGCAACAGUAAUUGGAGUCAUUCUCUACAAGAAGCAUAGUCAAGUGAAGAGAAAAGCAAAGAAGACCAUAAUGAAAAGGAAGAAGGAAAUCUCAAGUGUUAAAGCUAAUGCUUUAUCAUCGAGGAUCUUCACGGGCAGAGAGAUAAAGAAAGCAACAAACAAUUUCUCCCAAGAAAAUCUCAUUGGCUCUGGUGGUUUUGGUGAAGUGUUCAAGGGAACUUUUGAUGAUGGAACCAUCACUGCCAUCAAGCGUGCCAAGCUUGGAAACACAAAAGGCAUUGAUCAAAUACAAAAUGAGGUUCGAAUACUCUGCCAAGUUAACCAUAGAAGCCUAGUGAGACUUCUUGGUUGUUGCUUGGAACUUGAACACCCUUUACUAAUAUAUGAGUAUGUUUCUAAUGGCACACUUUUUGAUUACAUACAUCGCCACCACCCUUUUGGAACAAGGGCACCUCUCAAAUGGCAUCAAAGACUCAAAAUUGCACACCAAACAGCUGAAGGACUUUCAUAUCUUCAUUCUUCUGCUGUGCCACCCAUUUACCACCGUGAUGUGAAAUCAAGUAAUAUACUUCUUGAUGAUAAGUUUGAUGCCAAAGUUUCAGACUUUGGCUUAUCUAGGCUUGUUGAAUUAGCUGAAGAAAAUAAGAGCCAUAUCUUCACUAGUGCUCGGGGAACACUUGGUUAUCUUGACCCUGAAUACUAUCGUAACUUUCAACUCACAGAUAAGAGUGAUGUUUAUAGCUUUGGAGUGGUGUUGAUGGAGCUUCUAACUGCUCAGAAAGCUAUUGAUUUCAAUAGGGAAGAAGAGAAUGUGAACUUGGCUGUGUAUGCUAAGAAGAAAUUGAUUGAUGAUAAGUUGAUGGAUGUUGUUGAUCCGUUGCUUAAAGAGGGAGCUAGCAAUUUGGAAUUGGAAACUAUGAAAUCAUUGGGUUAUCUUGCAGCUACAUGUAUGGAUGAGCAGAGACAUCAACGGCCUUCAAUGAAAGAAGUUUCUGAUGAGAUUGAAUACCUGAUUAAAAUUGUUAAAGGUCAGGUUUCGAAACAAUAA
Molecule: messenger RNA, 1962 nt
Organism: Gastrolobium bilobum
Lineage: Eukaryota; Viridiplantae; Streptophyta; Magnoliopsida; Fabales; Fabaceae
Product: wall-associated receptor kinase-like 20
Exons: 3
Coding region: 1-1962 (653 amino acids)
Biological process (GO): protein phosphorylation; cell surface receptor signaling pathway
Cellular component (GO): plasma membrane
Molecular function (GO): ATP binding; protein serine/threonine kinase activity
Source: RefSeq, a predicted model, not a curated record